GUCAAUUGUGGAGCAUUAACGCGCUUAGGUCAAUCGUGCCGCUAAUCGUACUCGUGCACUUGUACUCGUGAAAAUCUCAAUCGCAGCUAAUUCUAACUGAAAAAACUCCAAACAAUUUCGGAGUUUUCAUGAUUUUCGUCUAUUUAAUUAAACCGAAAUAUACUUAUCUUGAUCUAUUAAAACCUGAAUAGAGAAUUGGUCGUUCUUAACAGAACUUUUGUCAAGUUUGUAGUCGAAGAUCAGGAUCUACCGAAAAAGAAGAGUACGUGUCGCAUGCGAGGCUCAUCACUAAGCAGCAGACCUAUGGGGGUUGCGACGGACACCAUACGGUUCUCCAAGCAGCCACGCGACCACCAACCGUGGGAGGGUCGUUUCGCUCCGCUGAGUCGUGAAAACACCCCGUUGGAGUAACAUAGCGUUGCAUCCUGGGUCGCAUCACUUUGAGGUCCCGCAGACGUUUAUCGGACUUCCUCGUUCGUCCACGCGCCCUGCGGGUAUAAUAAAGUGAAGAAAUUUAAAACAAGAGAUUAAAUAUUUUGAAAAAUAAAAAAUUGUACUCUUUUUCUUCGUUUUUGUUUAUUGCGCGAGUGUUUUGUGAUUCAUUGAAUGAAGUGAACAGUGAAAACAUGAGUGCGUUCAAGAGAUAUCAGAGUAAAGUGUUCUGGGAGCAAAUGGCUUCGCAUGAUCUGGAGGACGAUCGUUUUAUAGAACGAAACGAACCUUUACAUCGCUCUUUUAACGAACAUCGUGAAAAAGAGAAUGAAGAGGAAGAGGAUUCUACCAAUAAAUCGGAAAGUGACACGAUCGAUGGUGCGAAUAUUACCGCGAUACGUGUCUGCAAUGAUAGUGAAGAGAAUCCAAAACAAGACGUGUGUCAAAUUUCGUUGACAGGCGAAGAAAGUAUUGUACAUUGCAGGAUGGCGGAAAUGGAUGGACAAGAGGAGCGCAAAAUUGCUACUGGAAACAGAUCAUGUAGUCCUUUGAGCCAAGAUCUCAGAAGUCAAGAUUCUGGAUUCUCCGAUUCCGAAAGAUCAGACUGCUCGGAAGCAUCUGAAAAGAUAACUCCACGACGGAAGUCAAAAAGAAGAAUGAGGCAACGUAAAAUGCAAUCAAUGGGGAUUGCUUCGCCAUGGUUAGAAGAUGGAUCUCCGUCGAUGCCAAAGCACACGUCCACGCCAAAGCAUUCCAGGACAUUCGUGAAGAAUCGUUUCAAGCAAUCGCGGAGACAAAGAGUCAACGAGGAGCAGAGCGAUGCGUCAAAGGUAUCCGUUUCAUUGGAGGACGAAUGUCUGGGCGAUUUUCUAUAUGCGUCCGAACCGCCGGAAGAUAGUAUUCAGUUGUCUUCAGUAACGAGAUCGCGGACGAUUGGUACAGAUACUGCGGCGGAUGUGAUCGCUGCUGGCAGGGAGGUGUUGAAUUCCAGGAGUUAUCGUCAAUCGUCGUCCUUGAGAGUGUGGUUGACCGAUCUCGCUAUGGAAACUGAGAAUGAAUGCGGCAGUACACUGCAGAGCAAGAAUUUGCCGCGAAGUCGGAUGGCGUUUUCCGGCGGGAUUCACGCGCGAGAUCUCAAGAUGUUGUCUUCCGCGGCUACUGCCGCUGCGAGCAAACUUCUAGUCACCGCGGAACGUUUCGAGCAACAUUAUCGAAGCAUCGUCGAGAAGAUAAUACAGCUGGAAGGCGGCAAAUUCGAAAUGGAGCUGCUUCGUAGCAUAGAGGAGGCCGCUUUCUCGGUCCUCUCCCAGUUAGGAGCUCCUCCACCUCGCAGGAUUCAGCAGGGUAGUCUGAAGAGCAUACUAGCGCAGUUGCAAAAUAUGAAGACGUACGUCAAUGAUAUGAUUGACACGCGUUUGGAUUUCUACAUCGAGAAAAUAGUUCGUGGUCUUGAGGAGACUCCGCGGCAAGAUGACAGCGUGGCUAGAGGAGCUCUAGCGGCCCUGACGGCUUUAGGAUUAUCGGAUCCUCGCGCGGGAAACAGCAUAGCUCGAUGUUCUGGUAUAAAGGCUCUCCUAACGUGUCUUAUAAGCACCGGUCGAGCACCUUCAAACGAUUUUGUCGCUAUCACAUUACGCGCUCUAGCCAGCAUAUGCAAUUCCACGACGGCGAUCGAGCACUUUGCUCGAGACGGCGGUCCUGAAAUUCUGACUGAUCUUCUGAACCUAGAAUCCUCUUCCGAGAGGGAGAAGACUGAAGCUACUGCCUUAGUGGUGCAGAUCACGGCACCGUGGACCGACGCGCAGGGUUUGCCAUGCCUCGAGCCUUUCGCGAAUUUCUUAAUUCCGGCUCUAAAUCGACUAAUUGAGAGUACCGAUUGCGCUCAAACAUUGCUGCUGGCUGCCGCGGCAUUAAAUCACUUGUCAAAAUCGAAACUGUGUACGGGGAUCAUAUUGCAACAGGAUAGUGUGAGGAAACUCUUGCGAAGCGUGAAGAAAUCCGUCGGCGAUAACGUUUGGUUGAUGGAGCAAGUCGCCGCGCUAAUCGGCGAGUUGGCGCGCGUUCCCGAGGGUCGGUCGCAUUUGGCUGGAGUGCGAGCCUCCGUGGCUCUGGUCUCUUUUCUCCGCAUGAGACCACCGGGUUUGGAAGACGCAUACCGAAGGCUGGAGAUCACUGCGGCGGCCGCGCUGACGAGGCUUUGUGUGGAACCGGAGAUUGCGAGGCAAGUUGUUGCAGUUGGUGGCGGAGAUUGUCUGACAGGACAGUGCAGGGUCAAUAAUUUCCAAGCAGAAGAGGAGGAGACGCAACAGGUCGGAACAGGUCUCUUAAAAUACACCAGGUCGUUGAGACGAGCGUGUAAGAAGGCCGCAAAGCAAAUCGGGAUCGCGAAGGCAAAGGAUCACAGCACACUGGACUGAGGAAAAGGUCUGGAAAAAGGAACACUUAUUAUAACAAAAGGAUUCAUGCAAUUGAAAAUAAUUGCGAGAUAUAACAUAACAUAAAAAAGAAGUCUGUACAUAUAUUUCACAC
Molecule: messenger RNA, 2961 nt
Organism: Camponotus floridanus (Florida carpenter ant)
Lineage: Eukaryota; Metazoa; Arthropoda; Insecta; Hymenoptera; Formicidae
Gene: insc
Product: protein inscuteable homolog
Exons: 5
Coding region: 627-2849 (740 amino acids)
Biological process (GO): regulation of asymmetric cell division; apical protein localization; asymmetric cell division
Cellular component (GO): apical cortex
Molecular function (GO): cytoskeletal adaptor activity
Source: RefSeq, a predicted model, not a curated record